UCUGACGUAACGCGUAUACUGUUCCUGCUUCCGGCAAAAACAGCUCGAAAUUCAAAAGGUUUCCGGGGAAACAGAGUGAAGCUUGAUCCGUCAUUUUUACAGUUAGACCAGGAGGCAGAGGUUGGAUAUACUGCUUUGUUUGUACUGUGUUAUUUAUGUUCUUGAAAGAGGUGAACGUUGGUUUCUGAAAAUAAAGAUGAGCGACAGAGACUACACCGCUCCUUUAGACGCCACGGUGGAAAGGUUAAAACACAAGUAUUUGCACAGAAGAAAAACGGGCUCCACAGUAAAUAUGUCCCAGGGAAGUGGGAACAAUUCAUCCAUAGCAGAAUCAUCACCAGAAAAAAGGACACUAACAUCUGCAAUGAAGUCUCCCACUUCGGGGCUUAGCUACAGUGAGCGGAAGCACUAUAAUAAAGCUAUACGGGAGCUCUUCAACAUAGUCAAGCUCAACUCUGAUCGUCUUGACAAGACCAACAAUAGUAUUCACAAUUCACCUCCAGCAGUAAGUGAUGAUGAAUUUAGCGAAGAGGAGACUGACAAUGGUGAAGUUCCAGAUACCAACACCCAGAUAUAUACUGAAACAGAUGUGACUUUGCCUUCCAACCUGAUUAGAACUUCAGGAUCCUUUUUAACAGACCCGUGCACUGAGGUGGUUAGUGUUUCAUCCAGACGAGGUGGAAGCAGGUCCCAGCCUAGAGUGUCAGAGGAGCAGGGCUUUCUUCCGGCUGAGAUCAGUCAGAUCUAUGAGGAGAUGGCUGUUAUACACGAGAAGUUACAGGUUGAAAGUGCUGCACAGCAACAGUUUGCACUGCAGCUCCAUGAACGUGAACAGAAGUUAUUGCAGAGGGAAGCCCUGCUCCUCAAGCAACAUAAUGCCUUGAGUAAAAUCAGAGGAGUAGAGGAAGAAGUCUGCACCAAAGUCCAGAUGAUAAAAGAACAACAUGACCAAGAAGUAAAACAACUGAGUGAGACUCUGAAAGACAAAGUGAAAGAAAACAAGAGGCUUAAAUCCUCCUUUGACACCAUAAAGGAAGUGAACGAUUCUAUGAAGAAGCAGUUAAAUGCUGUAAGUGAACAGAAUAAAAUGCUGGAAACCCAGGCAAAAAAAGUUCAAGCUCGUCUAGAUAACCUACAGAGAAAGUAUGAGUUCUCAAUGGUACAGAAGAGCCGUGUAAACAUUCAACCAGCCGUGCAGGAGGUAAAACCUCAGAAACAGGAAAAGCUCCAAGACUUUCCUAAAUCCUCCAAGGUUCCCACUAACAUCAGUGUUUAUGAACUGCUGGCUGUCCUCAUGGACUGGAUAUCGGAUAGUCACCUGUGUAAUCUUGUGCCUGAAGGUGAAAAUGACAGCAAGAGGGUGCCUGGCCAGCACACUUUACCAAACAACUGUAUUCAAGAGAAAUGCACAAAGCUGUUGCCGUUGCUGACAGAGCAGCUUCAUCUGAUGCCAGCUGUAAACUCCAAGCUUCACGUACUGCUGGUAAAAUUCAUCUAUUGGACUUUAAGGCAGUUAGAAAUUGGAACACAGCAAACUUCUCUGACUUCAACUAUGAGAAGACUGGGUAAAGAAAUCUACAGAGGAGCUAUAAUUCAAGGAGAACUAGAAAGUUCUGAAGAACAAGCUAACCUUGCAAAACAAAAGUCUGCAAUCUUCUUCAAGAGUCCUAACCUACGUAUAAGAUUUUUGUCAACGCUAAUAGUUCUUAAAACAAUUUCACAAGCGGACUACUUGGCUCAAGCUUUUUACAGUUUACACAAGGACUUAAAGAGCGAUGAAGGAAAAGCUUUGUUCCUCGAGUACCAGGCUUUAUCUGUAGUUCUGAACCACCUCAGGACAUCCAGUAAAGGUCUUCUUUCUGCAGCUUUGGACAUACUGCUGCAGAUGAGCGUGGAGACGAGGUUGCUGAAUCCAUUUUUGGAAAGCUGCAGUAAUGAGGCAUUUUUCCGAACGUUCUCACUGCUGCUCCGAAACCCUAAAUUGGAAGUCCUGCUGCUAGAAAAGAUCAGCAUUAUCCUGCAGAAACUCACCAAAAUAAAGAGGAACAAGAAGCUGUUUGAGCUCUUUUCGAUGCACCUCAUGAUCCAGGAGAUGCACAGGACUGUCGACCCUGACCACACCUUUUUGUCUAUUAAUUUAACCUCAAUUCUCUUCAAUUUGGGGAUGAUCAAGCAGAACCCUCAGUCUUCCAGCCUAGGAGCAAGCCUUUAGUCACCAUGUUUUGUACAUUUUAAAUCAAGACCUUUUUCUGCAAAAAAAACUAUAUAAUUCCCCUAAUGUGUGUUUGUCAUGAAGUCAGCGACUUAUAUUUACAAUGAUUUUGAUCUAGUUACUUUAAUUUUUAUUUUGGGGAGAUUUUUGUGUUUACUUUUUAAUCUAGUAUUUGAAGUAAACCAAUUCUGUUUAACCAACAAAAAUGCUAAGUGGUAAACUGCAGUAUUAAGUUUAUCAACUGGUCUGUUCUGGGUUUAACAUUGCUAAUCACUUACCACAUGGUGAAAUGCAAACUAAAUAAUACACGUCCAUAGUGUUAAUCUCUAUGAUAAUCAACUGUUCCAGCAAAGGAUUGUCCUUUCCACUUCAAUACAUAUUGCUAGAAGCUGUUUUGUAUAAUUUAUGGAAUCAUUUCUUUAAAAAAAUAAAAUAAAAAAAAUAAAAUAUAUUUCUAUUUGUUAUGUUACAGCUGAUUUUAUCCAUUUGUUUCUGUUUAAAUGUUUUUAAUCAUGAAACUUAUUAAAUUUAAUAACAUCCCAA
Molecule: messenger RNA, 2755 nt
Organism: Acipenser ruthenus (sterlet)
Lineage: Eukaryota; Metazoa; Chordata; Actinopteri; Acipenseriformes; Acipenseridae
Product: coiled-coil domain-containing protein 138-like
Exons: 15
Coding region: 197-2212 (671 amino acids)
Source: RefSeq, a predicted model, not a curated record